Eleginops maclovinus (Patagonian blennie) is the source of this 3303-nucleotide messenger RNA. It is a transcript of the gene colgalt2b, whose product is annotated as collagen beta(1-O)galactosyltransferase 2b. Lineage: Eukaryota; Metazoa; Chordata; Actinopteri; Perciformes; Eleginopidae. The transcript is spliced from 13 exons. Gene Ontology annotation, molecular function: procollagen galactosyltransferase activity. Bases 145 to 1992 code for a protein of 615 amino acids. The record is from RefSeq and is a predicted model, not a curated record.
CAAGAUCUCCACCUCUGCAGCAUCCCAACAGAGGCUGUUGGUGGAAAGUGGUAAAGACACUUAGAAAUAAGGAGGAGAAACCAACAGGCAUCAUAGUCUCAGGGCACCAGGUCGGAGGACUCACGGCGGAAUCUGGAAGCGAAGAUGCGCGCGGUUGGGGCCGGGGGAGUCGCUGUGCUGUGCGCGCUGCUGGCCGCGGUGGUGCCCGGCUGUUUGUCCGAGCUGGAAACGGUGGUGCAGGAGCCUUUUAGAGCCGAGUCUUCCCUGCUGAAGCCAAAGGUUAUGAUCGCCAUUGUGGCUCGCAACGCGGCGCACAGCCUGCCACAUUACCUGGGCUGCAUCGAGAGGCUGGAGUACCCGAAGGAGCGCAUAGCGAUCUGGGCAGCAACAGACCAUAAUGUGGACAACACCACCGCCAUGUUGAGAGAAUGGCUGAAAAGAGCCCAGGGUGUCUAUCACUACGUGGAGUGGAGACCGAUGGACGAGCCAAAAUCGUACACAGAUGAAUGGGGUCCGAAGCACUGGCCUCCUUCACGGUUCAACCAUGUGAUGAAGCUGAGGCAGGCGGCGCUGAAGGCUGCCAGGGAACGAUGGGCUGACUACAUACUCUUUGUUGACAGCGACAACCUGUUGACAAACCCCCGUGUGCUGAACCUGAUGAUGGCUGAAAACCUGACGCUGGCUGCCCCCAUGUUAGAGUCUCGCUCCCUCUACUCCAACUUCUGGUGCGGCAUCACCCCACAGGGUUAUUACAAGCGGACCCCGGACUACCAGCCCAUCCGGGAGUGGAAGCGGCUCGGCUGCUACCCUGUUCCCAUGGUUCACAGCACCUUCCUAAUAGACCUGCGUCGUGAAUCCAGCAAGGAUCUGACUUUCUACCCCCCCCACCCCGACUACAGCUGGGCGUUUGAUGACAUCAUGGUGUUUGCUUUCUCUGCUCGUCAAUCAGGCGUGCAGAUGUACGUGUGUAACAGAGAACACUACGGUCUGCUGCCGGUCCCUCUCAAAGCGCAGCAGAGUGUGGAGGAUGAGAGCGAGAGUUUCAUACACACCAUUACGGAAGCUUUGAUUGACCACGAUAUUGAGCCCACUGAGCACCUGCACUCCCAGCCGUCCCCGCAGGACACCAUGGGCUUUGAUGAAAUUAUCCUGAUUAAUCUCAAGCGCCGGCUGGACAGAAGAACCAGGAUGUUAAAAACAAUGUCUUCGCUGGGUUUACACACCACGCUGGAAGAAGCAGUGGACGGCAAGGCUCUAAAUACGUCCCAGCUUCAGGCGCUAGGGAUAGAGAUGAUGCCGGGCUACAAAGAUCCUUACUCUGGACGAGUCCUGACCAGAGGGGAGAUCGGUUGCUUCCUCAGUCAUUACUCCAUAUGGAAGAAGGUGGUGGAGCGUGGCAUCCAAAAAGUUCUUGUUUUAGAGGACGACGUGAGGUUUGAACCCAGGUUUAAAAGACGAAUCCUGUCCAUCAUGGAUGACAUAAACAAAACCCAGCUGGACUGGGACCUCAUCUACGUGGGCCGUAAGCGUAUGCAGGUGCAGCAGCCGGAGCAGUCUGUGGAUGGUGUGAACAACCUGGUGAAGGCCGACUACUCCUAUUGGACGCUCGGCUACGCGCUGUCACUGCAAGGCGCCAAGAAGUUACUGGAUGCCAAACCCUUGUCGAGGAUGCUGCCUGUGGACGAGUACCUCCCUGUCAUGUUCAACAAACACCCCAACACGGCGUUCAUGUCUCACUUCGAGCCGCGGGACCUGAAGGCCUUCUCCGUGGAGCCGCUGCUCAUCUACCCCACCCACUACACCGGAGAGCCGGGCUACAUCAGCGACACGGAGACCUCCACCAUCUGGGACGACGAAGCCGUGGCCACAGACUGGGACCGGCAGCACGCCCGCAAGACGGCCCAGCAGGGCAGCAUCCACGCCGUGGCUCAGAACAGCGUCACCGGAGACACACCGCCUCCCGCAGCGCGAGCAUCCCGAGACGAACUCUGAUACAGAGACUCAGAGAGAAAGACUCGUGUUUACUACGCCGUGUUUCAAUUUCACUUGUCACACACACUUGAAAAGAUGCUUGAACUGCAAGCUGACAUUCUGUACAUUCAUCCAAACACACACACACAUACUCACACACACACACACACACACACAAACACACACACACACACACACACACACACACACACACACACACACACACACACACACACACACACACACACACACACACACACACACACACACACACACACACACACACACACACACACACAGACUGGUGGAUAAAAGUGGAGUGAAGAUGUCAAUCUGCUCUGCGGCCCGAUGAAGGGACACUGAGGAGAGAAAGAAGAGGAGUUUCUGGGACGAGGGCCAGCAGGCCUCCGAUAAAAAGCUUUAUUUAUUCUCCAUGUGCCUCCUCUGGGCAUGUGGAGACACUAACAGCCCAGGAAAACUUAAGCAACACUUGGAAUACAGCUUACGUUAUAUGCAACAUAACAAAACCUCUCACAAAUCAAUUUUACUGUUUUUUUUAACAAAGAUUAUUGUUAUUUAAAAAAGAACAAAUGUGUUUUUUUUAAUGGGCAGCCGAAGAAUAAAGGAAUCUUAAAGCUGUCUUAAAAGGCGUGUGUGUGUGUGUGUGUGUGUGUGUGUGUGUGUGUGUGUGUGUGUGUGUGUGUGUGUGUGUGUGUGUGUGUGUGUGUGUGUGUGUGUGUGUGUGUGUGUGUGUGUGUGUGUGUGUGUGUGUGUGUGUGUGUGUUUAAGUGAGUUUGCACAUGGACAUAUGCAUGUGUUUACCAAAGAGAACAUGUGUGGGAUGAGGGAAGCUGACAUACUGUACCCAAGAGUGUCACUGCCCCAGAUGAUGUCACUGUCUCUCUCUCUCACACACACACACACACACACACACACACACACACACACACACACACACACACACACACACACACACACACACACACACACACACACACACACACACACACACACACACACACACACACACACUAAGAGAACAUCCCUUCUCCACCACGCCAGUAAUGGUAUUAAACUCAGUGUUUCUGUCAUAGCAGAUAUUUCCCUUGCACAGCGGGCUGGUCCUGCUAGUUAGCAUUUCAGAUCUUCACAUUACAUGUAGCCUGCAGGUUGAAUGGUAUGCACUAUUGUGCACUUCAGGCCCCCUGCUUUCAGGAUAUUUGUGUUAAAUAAUUGUAGAUAAACUGGAUCAUUGAAUUAUUCAUUAACUCAACACAGGCUGUUUUUCGUUUAGUUGUGGUUACGGGCUGAAUUAAUAAAAAAUCUUCUCUG